GCAGUUACCCGCAAACUUUCAAAGAAGAAGAACCUGACUGAGAAACUGCGCAGACGCACAGUUUCACACAGGCACACACAGGCUAACAGCUAAGAUGGCGCUAAGUAAAACCUUUGGGCAAAAACCGAUAAAAUUUCAGCUCGAGAAGGAUGGGGAUUUUUAUAUGGUUGGAUCAGAGGUUGGCAAUUACUUGCGUAUGUUCAGAGGGUCCUUGUAUAAGAGGUACCCUUCAUUGUGGAGAAGGCUCGCUUCUGUCGAAGAGCGAAAGCAGAUUGUUGCCUCAUCACACGCUACCAGUGUGACACUGCUGAAGGCAUCGGAGUGUGAAGAGAUCUUUGAAGGCAACGAUGAAAAAUACAAAGCUGUGUCCAUCAGCACCGAGCCUCCUGCAUAUCUCAGAGAGCAGAAGGCCAAGAGAAACAGCCAGUGGGUGCCCACCCUGCCCAACAGCUCCCACCACCUGGACGCAGUGCCAUGCUCCACCGCCAUCAACCGCAACCGCUUGGGCAGGGACAAGAAGAGGACUUUCCCCCUCUGCUUUGAUGACCACGAUCCGGCUGUGAUCCACGAGAACGCGUCUCAGCCAGAGGUGCUGGUGCCCAUCCGCCUGGACAUGGAGAUUGACGGACAGAAACUCCGAGAUGCCUUCACCUGGAACAUGAAUGAGAAGCUGAUGACUCCUGAGAUGUUUGCGGAGAUCCUGUGCGACGACCUUGACCUGAACCCCCUGACCUUCGUGCCGGCCAUCGCCUCCGCCAUCCGCCAGCAGAUGGAGUCCUACCCCACUGACAGCCUCCUGGAGGAGCAGACCGACCAGCGGGUCAUCAUCAAGCUGAACAUCCACGUGGGUAACAUCUCGCUGGUGGACCAGUUUGAGUGGGACAUGUGCGAGCAGGAGAACUCGCCGGAGCAGUUUGCCCUGAAGCUGUGCAGCGAGCUGGGCCUGGGAGGGGAGUUCGUCACCACCAUCGCCUACAGCAUCCGCGGACAGCUCAGCUGGCACCAGAGGACCUACGCCUUCAGUGAGAACCCUCUGCCCACGGUGGAGAUUGCCAUUCGGAACACAGGAGAUGCCGACCAGUGGUGCCCCCUGCUGGAGACACUCACCGACGCAGAGAUGGAGAAGAAGAUCCGGGACCAGGACAGAAACACCAGGCGCAUGCGACGACUUGCCAACACCGCUCCUGCCUGGUAGAGGAUCAACGCGCCAACCGAUUGGCUGCCAGCCCGUGCCCCAUUGGCUUAAACCUCCGAGAGCUCUUCCACAUCUCCACCCGCCCCUCCCUCCCUUCAUCCUUCCAUCGUGGUUGAAUCUUCUCCUCUUCCCUCUCUCCUUUUCCCUUCCCUUCUCUUCCCUUCCCUUGCCUCACACAACACAUUCCACAGUUCUGCUCACAUCAACUUUUGCCCAUUGCAUCCCACACAAACACUGAUCUGGGUACAGUCAAAGCAGUGUGUUUGUGUGGGUAACUACUCAUCCCCAUUCAUCCCCCCAAAAGAUCUCUGUACUGUAGUGGCAAAUGGACCUUAGACUAAUCCCUCACUUGGGCACUGUACCCUCAAGCAUACCUGCUCAGUUGCAGACUGUUUGAAUCCAGACCUCCAGACAUAAUGGGUGAAAAGGAACGUACGUACAGACAAUGUGUCAUCCCUUUUCUCAGAUCCAUACUAGGAAGCAGUUUCCUCUUCUUUGGGUACACAGAUAUUACUGUGGAUUUCAAAUGUAAAGUUCGUUUUUUUUUUCAUGUACGGAAUAUGAUAUGGCUCUUUUUUUAAAAGCUGUGUAAUUGAGUCUGUUACUAAUGAACUCUGCUUGUGAUGUUUUGUCUUUCUUUUCAUUUUUUGGUUAUGUUUUACAAAAGAGAGAUCUUGUGUUGAAUCAUUAAAUGGUUUUAAACUGAA
Engraulis encrasicolus (European anchovy) is the source of this 1902-nucleotide messenger RNA. It is a transcript of the gene smarcb1b, whose product is annotated as SWI/SNF related, matrix associated, actin dependent regulator of chromatin, subfamily b, member 1b. Gene Ontology annotation, molecular function: transcription coactivator activity. Bases 95 to 1195 code for a protein of 366 amino acids. Gene Ontology annotation, cellular component: brahma complex; npBAF complex; nucleus. Gene Ontology annotation, biological process: positive regulation of pseudohyphal growth by positive regulation of transcription from RNA polymerase II promoter; chromatin remodeling. Lineage: Eukaryota; Metazoa; Chordata; Actinopteri; Clupeiformes; Engraulidae. The record is from RefSeq and is a predicted model, not a curated record. The transcript has 9 exons.